CGUUUUAACAAUCACUUGAAACUUGAAACUUUGAGUGAAUUGAUCUUUAGCGUACCAAUUACCGAAAUUGUAUUGAAACUAUUUUCUGAAAAUUGUGUGACCCAGCAAAAUCACUAUAUUUUAAAUGAGAACGGAAUUAUCGAAAGUGUAACAAUAUCAUUCGCUGACAACGAUUUUGUGAUAACACAUACAAUUUUGAUUAAAAAGGAAUCGCUGCUAGUAAAAACAACGCUUUCCUUACAGACUGUAAAUUGUGUCGUGCCAACAUGGAUUCGAGGGUUUUAUUCCUUGCUGGACUCUUAUUAACAGGGUGUGUGCCUUCCUGUUAUGCCCGAUAUUCCGAUGAUGACUCUUGGUUCACCUUGAAGAAUAUUGCCAUUGGAGGCGUGGUUGGGGCAGGUGCCGUUGUGGCUGCCCCUUUUGCGCUUGGGGCUGCUGGAUUUGGAGCCGCUGGUGUUACGGCCGGAUCAUUGGCAGCUGCAAUUCAGGGAUCAGCAGUUGCUUCCGGGAGCGCAUUUGCGCUUGGGCAGAGUGCAGGUGCGGCCGGUCUCGGAAUCGGGGCUAAAGUGGCAGUGUUUGUCGGAGGGUUUGCGACUGGGACGGUGGCCAGUAAUAAAUUUGACGACUAACAAUAAAAUACUUAAUUAAAGCAGUUGGAUUCUAUUUUACUAACCGAAUAUACCAGUUGGUUAAUUUGAGGGAACCUUAACAAAAAGUUGAUUAUUUCAAUAAUUCGAACGUACCAACAAAUUGACAAAAGCAAAAACUUGCUUUAUAAUCACAAACUGUUGAUUUAGCAACAAUUAUAAUCUUAUUAAAAGUGUAUUAUCGCAAUUAACAUUUUUCAACAUUGAACUAAAAUAAAUCUUAUUAUUAC
Messenger RNA from Mya arenaria, 877 nucleotides. RefSeq names its product interferon alpha-inducible protein 27-like protein 2B. The coding region runs from base 267 to 629 and encodes 120 amino acids. Gene Ontology annotation, cellular component: membrane. The record is from RefSeq and is a predicted model, not a curated record. Lineage: Eukaryota; Metazoa; Mollusca; Bivalvia; Myida; Myidae. The transcript is spliced from 4 exons.